Molecule: messenger RNA, 1618 nt
Organism: Myotis myotis
Lineage: Eukaryota; Metazoa; Chordata; Mammalia; Chiroptera; Vespertilionidae
Product: ubiquitin-fold modifier 1
Exons: 2
Coding region: 730-1479 (249 amino acids)
Biological process (GO): protein K69-linked ufmylation
Cellular component (GO): nucleus; cytoplasm
Source: RefSeq, a predicted model, not a curated record
ACUUCGAGGUCGGGGUAAGUGAUGGAGCCACUGCCCUCCACCCUCCACCCAUUUCACAGCCAGUGCGCGGAGCCCCAGCGAUAAGGUGGACGAUGCCUUUUCUUUCUUGUUCUCCUGGAUGAGGGGCUGGGCGGGAGCGGGCGGCUCGGUGCGGCGCUGAGAUCGUCUCCUGCGGCCAUCGCCCGCCACACUCACACACAGUGAACGAGCACACCCCGGCCGGGACAGACGCUGGCAUGGCGCACCGCGGAGAGAAAGGAAGGGACGGAGAGAAGACCAGCGGCCGGAGCAAAGAAAGGAGGACACACCACGUCUAACUCGCGUUCAGGCAGCUCAGGCAACGCUACACUCCAGCCGGCCCCCCGCGCUCGGCCGGGCGCGCAGGGAAACUCCUCGACACAACAAAGAGGAGCGGCCGCGGCCGGGACGCCGUCUCCGAGUUUCACUCGGUUCCGCGACCCACUGCGAAGGGAGCUGGGACCGGAGGGCCGACGCCGGGCCCGAGGGACGCGAGGCGCCGCGGCCCGGCCGGCCCGACCCCCCGAAGGGCGCCCUGGCCCGGCCGGACAAGCGGCCGCGCUCGCCCCCCGCGCGGACCUCCGGCCUCCCGCGCGCUCCCCGCCGCCGCCUUCGGGAGCCCGCCCCGGGCGGGGAAGCCGCGGGAGGGGUGCGCGGGCCCGGCCGGGGGGAAGAGGGGAGGGGACAUGGCGCGCUACCUGGACUCCGGCGAUGGCGAGGGCGGUCCGCUCUCCCGCCGGGGCUAGUCCGCGAGGGCGCCGGGCCCGUCGCUCCCCCCGGCGGCCCGGAGCCCUCCUCGGCCCCCGCCCCGAGGCGUCCGGGCCAGGCCGCCCCUCCUCGGCGCCGCGCCGCUGCCCGCGCGAGCCGGGCCGCCUCGAGCUCCCGGGCCGCCCCGCCGCGGGGGCCUCUCUCGCGGGGCGCCCGGCUCCCCUCACCCGCUCGCGUCCCCUGAGCGGCCCGCGGAGCCGAGGGCAGGGCGGGAAGGGCCUCCGGAGGAGAGCGGGCGGGCGCGAACGCGGGCUCCGCCACCCGAGCCGCUCCGUUACCGCAGCGGCGACGACGACCAGGGCCGAGGUGCCGCUGCCAACUUGUCGGGAGGACACUGAGCAUGCGCGCGGAGACCACAUCCGGGUAAUUUCAGGGUUUGGCCCUUUCCCCCCUCAGCUUUCCUUUCUCCCGGCUGCCCCCGCCUCCCGCCCGCAGUGCCGGGAGGGCGCUCUGCGCAGGCGCCCGCGGAGGAGGAGAGCCAGCCCGCCCGCGGCCCGCCGGACUCUCCGCUCGGGACCCGGCCCUGCAGGGAGGCGCAGCCCCUCAGAGGUGGGCGAGAAAGGCCGCCUGGAGGGAGCGAUCGCCGGAGAAAUUGGCAUCUCUUCGCAGAAAGGUACCCAAGAAGCGCGGGAGAGCGCGGCGCGUAGGGGCGUCCAGAAAUACUUCUGUGGGGGUUCCACCGAGACCAAUUAGAAAGCUCUAAAGGCCUGGUUUAGAGCCUAAAGCCAUCUGCUGCUGGGCGUGGAGGAGGCCUUACCUCGGCGGAAGUGGGACUGCCCCGUGGAAGUAGGACUGCCCCGAGCGUCGGCGUCUCCGCCCAGGCCCGCUCCAC